GUCUUCACGUAAGGCGGCUUAAUUCGUAGUCAACGGUCAUCGUAUUCGUAUCGAGUUCAUUUUGCGGUCGGUUUAUGUAUUUAUCAAUUUGCAAAAUACAAACAAAGUGAAACAAUAUUUGUGCUGUUUAAGGCAAUCCCCAAGGGGCCCAGCGCGAUGGCUAGGAUUAAAUACAAUUGCGUUUUAAUUGGAAUCUUCUUUAAUGUGUUAUUAACAAUUUCCUCAAAUGCCGAAAGCUCUUGCAAUGUAGGAUGUCCGAAAUCGGACGACGGACUAUUGAAAUACUCACCUGGAAGCUUUUAUGAAUAUUCCUUCGACAGUAUUUUAACUAUUGGACUGAGCAGCGGUGCCCUUAGUGAAUCAGAUGAUACCAGCCUUAAAGUCUCCGGGUCCGCAAAAAUUUUUUCGAAAGGAAAUUGUGGGUAUACGUUACAGCUAAGUGCUGUUAAAGUAACCAAUACCAAGGAGUCUGUAGAGAAAAAUAUUUUGAAUAGCAUUCAGAAGCCAGUGCAUUUCACACUGGCAAGUGGACUUUUAGAACCACAAAUUUGCUCGGACUCUAGUGAUUUGGACUACUCUCUGAAUAUAAAGCGUGCAUUUAUAUCAUUGUUGCAAUCGGGAAUAAAAACGGAACAUGAAGUUGACGUAUUUGGCCAGUGCCCUACACAUACAUCAUUAUCUAAAGUAGGUAAUGCGAACAUAAUAACGAAAGUUCGUAACUUAAACAGCUGUGCCCAUCGUGAGCAAAUUAACAGUGGUCUGGUGUCCGGGAAAGUAAACGAGAAAGCUGGCAUCACGUCCAGCCUGCUUUUACAGGCAAACUAUAUUAAGGAGUCGAAAAUUGUAAACAGUCUCAUUGAAAAUGUCCAACUGACAGAGACAUACAAGUUCAUUGGGACCACUAAGGGAAAUUCUGAUAUCAGUGCAAAGGUAGUCACAACAAUUAAACUUAAAAAUCCUACCGGUACCAAAGCCAACGCACCAUCUACUGGAUCUACUGUCAGGAGCGUGAUUUUUCAAAGACCCGAAACCUACACUUCCAAAAAUUUUAACGCGUUGAAAACGGUAUUAUCUGAUCUUGUGGAUUCAACUGGCGAUUAUGUGAAAAAAGGGAGCGCAAAGAAGUUCGUUGAGUUUAUUAGAUUGCUCCGUCAAUCUGAUAGUGAGACUUUAUUAGAACUGGCAGCAUUUCCUCAUCCCAACAAGGUCUUGGCUCGCAAGGUAUACUUGGAUGGGUUAUUCCGCACCGGGACUGCAGAGUCAGCUCGAGUUAUAUUGAAACAGCUCCCUAAAUUCGAUGAGAAGGAGAAAUUACUUGCAAUAUUGUCCUUAAACUUAGUUAAGAUUGUGGAUAAGGAAACUCUUAAUCAAGCGGCUGCUCAGCUGUUACCCAACGCGCCAAAGGAAUUAUAUUUAUCUGUCGGUAGUCUGGUUGCUAAAUUUUGUUCUGGAAAGAAUUGUCGAGGACCAGAAAUUGAGGCCAUAUCUAAAAAGUUUUCGGAUGGCCUAAAACACUGCAAGCCAAACACUAAAAAGGAAGAGGAACGUAUAGUGUAUAUUUUAAAAGGAAUUGGAAAUGCAAAGAGCUUAGGUGGCAAUACGGCUGCUUCCCUUAGUGAGUGCGCCUCCACAGGCCGAUCUAAUCGCAUUCGAGUCGCAGCUUUGCAAGCAUUUUCCACCAUUAAAUGCGAUGGAACGCUGCAAGCUAAGUCCUUGGAAUUGCUCAAGAACCACAACGAAGAUUCUGAGUUGCGCAUUGAAGCGUACUUGUCGGCGAUUUCAUGUCCCAACGCAGAGGUGGCUAACCAAAUUUCAGAAAUAGUCAAUUCAGAAACCGUUAACCAAGUUGGAUCCUUUAUUUCAUCAAAUUUAAAGGCCAUUCGGGACUCAACGGACGAAAGCCGGGAGCUCCAAAGGUAUCACUUAGCUAACAUUCGAGUAACCAAGAAGUUUCCCGCCGACUUUAGGCGUUAUAGUUUCAAUAAUGAGAUUUCCUACAAACUUGAAUCCCUUGGCUUUGGAGCCAGCUCUGAUUACCAAUUAAUAUACUCGCAACAUGGGUUCUUGCCCCGAUCGUCUCGUGUUAAUGUUACAACUGAAAUUUUCGGCACUAACUUCAACGUAUUUGAGGCAAGCGUGCGUCAAGAAAAUUUUGAGAAUGUCUUGGAAUACUAUCUAGGGCCCAAAGGAUUGCUUAACAAAGACCUUGACGAUAUUGUUAAUCGCAUUGAAGUUGGAAACAACGAAGCUGCUGGAGCUGGUGGUCGAGCCAGGCGCUCAAUUGUCGACGAUGUUACUAAGACUUCGAAAAAGUAUAAAACUUAUGGAAGCAAAAAUGUGCAAGAUCUCAAUUUAGACAUAUCGUUAAAGCUGUUUGGUUCGGAAUUGACGUUUUUAAGCCUAGGCGACAACAUACCAAGUACACUAGAUGACAUCAUAAAUUAUUUUUCAACUUCAUUUGAAAAAGCCAAACAAGAAUUGUCUUCCUUUGAAAAGCAACUUUCCGCCCAUCAUUUAUUCCUUGAUACAGACCUCUCUUAUCCAACGAGCAUUGGAGUACCUCUGGAACUCGUAGCACAAGGCUUUGUAGCUACCAAAAUUGAUAUUGCCGGUAAUCUAAAUAUCAAUGCAAUUUUCGAACAGAACUGGCAGACAGAGAAAUAUAGAUUAAAGGUUGUCCCAAGUGUUGAUGUUAAUGUCAACAUUCAGGUGGGAUUCAAUGCUCAAGUGCUGUCCACUGGCCUCCGCGUUGUUUCAACGGCGCAUUCCGCGACUGGAAACGAUGUAACCUUCGCCGUCAUCAAAGAUGGUGAAGGCUUUAAUGUCGACGUUGAACUACCACGCGAAAAACUUGAGCUUAUUGAUGUCAAAAUUGACACUGAACUGUAUGUAGCAGAACAAGAUAAGCAAAAAACAGUUGCUCUUAAGGGUAACAAAAAAAUUAAGACUUCUCAGCCUAGUGAAAUAUGCUUCAAUCAAUUGGAAGUUGUUGGCUUAAACAUAUGCAUUGAGAGUUCAACGAGCUUAAGUGAAUUCCAAGCUGGUAACGGUAAUGGUGCAGAAAGGGGACUUGCUGUUUCGGACCAAUUUCAUUUAUCUAAGCCAAUUAGUUUUGCUGUUUACUUGACGGCUGAACGCAAAUUUACAUUAAAAGGAGUGCAUACAAAUGAACCUUCCGGCAGCCAGAAGUGGAAAUUGGACUAUUCCACUCCUGGUUCUAAAGUUUCUCACGACACUAGUGUUGCUUUCGAGCUCGGAUCUAAGCCAAGGACUUUUGGUAGAUUAUCUUUCGAUAAUUCUCAAUACCACUUUGGAGUUGAAGCAGGAAUAAACGACGACAAUAGCGAAUUGGUUGUAUAUGGUCAGUACGAACAAGAUAAAGACAUCAAGAAAAGUAAAAUUGGACUUAGCAAGCACGGAAACGAAUAUAAGCCCUUAAUUGAAAUCCAUGACAGUAAUGGCAUUUCAAACAGCAUCAAUGGGUACCGAGCUGAUGGAAAAAUAGUUGUUAAAAAAAGCAACGGUAACCUAGAAAGAUAUAGUUUUGAAAAUUUUAAAUUGUCAAAUGCAAAUAAUGCUGGCAUAACUAUUAAUGGAUGGACGGAUGUUGGACCAAGUUCAUUAAACUCUGAGCUUCAAAUCGCUUCGGAACAGGAGGUAUUCUUGAUAAAGGGCAAUUACAAGUUGGAAAAUGGUCAGUAUGCGGCAGGAUUCUUUAUAAAUGAUGCACGAACUCCCGAAAUUGUCUAUGGAAGCUCCGUACAGUUGACGGUCGCUGAACAGUCUUAUGGUCUUAAAGUAAAUGGAAAAUUAGCUGCUUGGUCCAUUGGUACUAAUGUCGGUUUUGAUUUCCAAAAAGACGAUAAUUCCAAUACUUUACGUUCAGUGUCAUUUGUGCAAAGUGUGGAAGCUCAGCAUAAAAACAAGCAAGUUGGAGCUGUAAACGUUAAAUCAACUUUUGAUGAAAAUAAAUUGGAUCUCGAUGUGGAAAUUUUGAGAGAGCAAAAGGUUGGUUCACUAAACUUGAAAUACAAAAGCAAUCAGCGUCACGUACGAGACUAUUCUCUAGAGGCGAGUGCAAAGCUUAACAAACACUCUAUCGAUGUUGUAUCAAAGUGCGAUUUUAACGGAAACGUUUUUACUGUCGACAACACUAUCACAACUAGUUGGGGAACAUUGUUAACUGCCAAGGGUGAAUUAGGCCAACGUUACACUGCUCAGGACAUCCGUAUUGAUCUUCAAGGUAACAUUCAAAUUACUGGAAAGGACAAAUCUUCUCAGUGGAUAUUGAAAGUUAUCGGCACACCUGAUAAAACCAACAGCGAGUUCAGGAUUAGCCGAGAUGCAGCUGAGCUUGUCAAAUUUACCAGUGAGUCCCUACAUCCACAGGACAAAAUUUCCGCAGCUAAGCUGAACCUGAUUGUCAAGAAUCUAUUAACUGCUAAAGGUGAUUUUCGCGUGGCGAAAAAUGGCAAGGGUGACUUAACAGCCACUUUUGAGACUCAGAAGACUGAACUGAAGCAUAAACUAGAAGUUGAAUCCAAAUUCCACAUACAGGCUCCCAAAUACGAUAUUGAUACAAACAUAUCGCUCGAUGGAGAAAAAAUUCAUUUUAAGACUGAAAACACCUUAGAUAAGUUAAAGUUUUCUACUAAAAAUGUUGGUGAGUCCAAUGGCAAAAGAAUUGUUUUUGAGGCUAAUGCGAGUGUUAAAGGCGAAUUGCGAGCAAAUGGAGAAAUUCAAGGUGAUUUUACAUUAACGACUCCUGAUGGACGAAUCAUAAAUGGUAGUGUCAAUCGUAAGUUAUCGACAAACGCAAAAACUGGAAUAGCCCAAGGCAAUGUGGAUGCUCAGAUAAGUGACACGCCAUCUGGCAGUAAUAAAAAACGAUCGAUUACACUGAAAGGAAAGGUCGAUCGCCUGAAUCUAAAAACAAAAGAAUUUUCUGCAAACAGCAACGUUGUAUACACUAGUUUUGAUGGUGAAAAGUCAGAGCUAAGCUUCCAAAUUAAGCAGCAACCUAACGGAGAAGCUAAAGACUUGGAUUUCAGCUUCAAAGCGAAUGGCAAACCACUAAACCAACCCAUUGACGUGGCCAUUGUAAUAGGCGAGUACAGUGUACAACAUGCUGUGGUUACUAUUACAAGUAAGUAUGGUGAGCUUUUCUCAGUUAGUGCAAAUGGAAAUUACAAUAGCAAGCAAAGCAAUUUACCAGCUACUUACGAGCUUCAAGCUGAUAUCAAAAUACCAAAAUCCAGCCUAAAGUUUGUGGAAAUUAAAAGUCAUGGAAAACUACUGAAACCAUCAGCAGGCAAUGAGAACCGUGUUUACAAUAUUGAAUUUUUCGUGGAUUCAAAAACCGGUCAGGGACAAUUUGCCCGCAUCAACACAGUAUGGAACGGCACACCAAAUGACGGAAGUUAUAAUUUUGAAGCUCAAACUAAUAAUAUGGAAUCUCCAUUAAAAUUCAAUGGUAACUAUCAGCAGGACCAAAGUGGCAGCUUAAAAGAUGGUGACCUCAACGCUAAGCAAAAGUACAUCUUUAACGCCCAGUACGGAAAGGAAUUUGUGAAGACGGAUGUAUCCUUGACUUAUAAUGCUGAUAAAGUGGACCUAGUGUAUGUGCUGGAUUCCAGCUUUGAAUCAGUCAAAGACAUCCAGGUCGAUAUCCGUUCUUUUAAGUCAGUGGAUGAUUCGUCGUACGUAUUUAACGUUCAAGCCAAACAAGCUGAUAAGUCAUACCGAUUAGACACAAAAUUAUAUCGUUCGGCACAUAAAAAAGGUGUUGAUAUUCGUUUGGAUUUAUUAAAAGAAAAGCCGAUUAUUAUAACGAGCAUUGCCGAAAUAUUAGGAGAGCGAAAGGGAAAGGUAAUCUUAGAUAUACAAAACUUGGCCGAACUGGAUAUUAAAUUCAGCAGUGAAGCUUCUUACGUCAGCAUUGACGAUUUUUAUAUUGUUGGCAGCUGGAGCUCAAAGAAAUUAAAGCUCGAUAGCUAUGAACUUGAUGCACGAGCACAAGGUAAGAACCUUAAAAUCAACCUUAAGAAUGUGAAUGGCGUAGUUUUCUUAGGCACAGCCACCUAUGCCCUUAAAAAGGAACAAAAUAAGUCUAUCAUCGAUGGUCAAGGACAAGUGCAGUAUCAAGGAAAAUCACAUUCUGGUAAUUUUAAGUUGAUUACGCAAAAUUUUGACAUUAAUACAGACAAAGAGAUUGGCUUCUCGUAUACAUUUAAUGGUAAUUUUGGUACCAAAAACGGCCUAUCCACAAUUAAAAUUACAAACAAAGAAUUUAACACAAAGUUUUCUAUUUGCGAAGAAAAGAAGCAGUGCACAAACAUUCAAGUGCAAUCUCUCGUAAGCAUAGAUGAACAAAAACUGGAUGAUGUGAAAUAUUCCACCCUCAUUCUUGUUGACCUACGUGAGCUUGGAUAUCCAUAUGAAUUUGAGCUUAAGUCUCAGAAUACACGCCAAGGAUUUAAGUACCAAUACCAUCUAGACAGCUUCAUUAUUACCGGGAAGAAUUUCAAGUACCAACUCACAGCAAACGUUCAGCCCACGUCAUCCAUUAUAAAACUAACAUUGCCAAAGCGUCAAAUUGUGUUUGAAACCACGCAGCAGAUCCCAGCAGAUGGAAAAAUAUUUGGGCACUAUGAGCAAUCAGCUUCGUUCUUUAUUGAUAAACUGCACAGACCCGAUGAUGUUGCUCGCGUUUCUGCUAUUUUAGACUUAUCGGAAAUCAUUGAGAACAUUGCUUUCAAUGCCAAUGGCGAGCUUAAACUUGAACAUCCGACUAUUCGACCAUUAAGUAUUUCUGGGCGACUAAAUACUAAUAUUGAUCAAUUAGCAAUAGCAAAUGCUGAAAUAAUAUUUGAUAUUUUCCGAUUGCCUGAACAAAAGGUUAUUGGAAACAGCGAAUUACGCAAUCCCCCGUCUAAAAAUGGUUUCAAUUUCUCUUCUACUACAACUGUGAAGUCUGCCGGACUUGACUUCCAGUAUCAACUAAGCACCAAUGCGGCAAUCGAUAUUAAAGCCCAGGAGUACAAUCUUGGUCUGGAUUUCAAUAGCGGCGACGUCAAUGUAAAGGCUCUAUCCCUUUUAAAUUCUGAAAAAUUAGAAAUCUCUUUAAGUGAAUCAAGCAAACAGAUAAUUCGAAUUGUCGGAGACUUUAAUAAGCAAAAACGCUACGCCAAGUUCAAUACUAAGUUCCAAGUUCUUGAUAAAAAUCCAAUAGAAAUUACAAGUGAGUUUCAACCCAAUUCUGCUAGGAUUUCUCUGAAGCGCCCAGAUUUUAUCGAUGGUAGUGCAGAAAUCAAAUUGGGCAAAGAAUUGAAAUUCGAUGUUUCUGGCAGCGGCAAACAAUUAUUCAAUGGACGCGUGGCUUUAGAUGCAGCCAACUUGUUGCAAACCAACUAUGUGAUAAAUGAAGAAAACGUCAAUGCCUUCUUGGAAAAUGUUAAAACGGAGGUAAACAAAGACACUGAAUAUUUUGCUAAAAAUAUCAAGGAAAAAAUCGAAAAACUUCGACUAGCCACAGACGAAAAUGUUAAAUUGGCUAGAGAUGCUUCCCCAGAUUUCUCGAAACUGAAAGGUAGAUUGGUCGACAACACAAAGGGACUCAUUCAAGACCUUGAAGCCGAUCCAUCAAUCGCACCGAUAAUUAAUGGCAUACGCACCUUAUUUGAUAAAAUUUCUGGUAUAAUUGAUGAGCUAAGCAAGGCAAUAUCAGAAACAUUCGAAAAAGUACACAACUCGUUGGUUGAAACCUAUGAUAAGCUGCAAGCUCUUUGGAAGGACUCCCUCCUUAAAGCGUGGGAGGAUUUUAUUUUAACUGCAAACAAAGUAAUUGGUCAGCUGCAUAAUGAGAUUAUCAGGAUUUACACACAGACAUUUAAAAACAUUCUUUCUCUGCUGGAGAAGUACGGACCAGCUCUGAAAAACUAUGGAAAAGCCAUUGCUGAAAUUUUGAAGCCAAUCAACGAUGCAGUUGAAGAAGUAAUCAAAGUCGUGGUUCACUCGGCUGAAGGUUUAGUCGAUGAAUUCAAGCAGUAUUUGGCGAAGCUUCCGACAUUUGAAAGCAUAUGUAGAGAGUUUAAUGGCAAAGUUCAAAAUUUAAAACUUAUUGAAAAGGUUAUUGACUUUGUGAAUAGUCUUUUUGAGCAGUUAAAUAUUUUACCACAGACUCAGGAGACCACUGAGUUCCUACAAAAACUGCACGGCUAUUUAGACGCAAAACUAAAAAAACAAAAAAUCAAUGAUGAAAAGUCUCUUGAAGAACUUGGAAAGCUCUUACUAAAUGCCGUGCGCUCGAUUUGGAUCUCGAUUAAAAGCGCUGCUCCAGGUCCAUCCGCACAUGCGAUUGAUUUACAAACAUGGUUUGGUUCUCUUGCUCAUUCUGUAGAUUCCUUGUCUGUUCUUCCGACCAUCCUAUCAUUCCGUUCCAGUACCAUAAACUAUCUGCUGAAUGAGACUUGGGAUGCUGCAUUCUUCAAGAAUUUACUGAAGUCAUGGAUAUUUUUCAAUGACUUUGAGCUUCGGGGCCAUGUCGUUGAUGGUCAGCAUGUAUUUACUUUUGAUGGUCAAAAUUACGCUUACCCUGGAAAUUGCAAAUAUAUACUGGCCCAGGACAGUGUGGACAACAACUUUACUUUAAUUGGUCAGCUAUCAAAUGGAAAACUUAAGGGCAUCACGCUCGUAGAUCGUGAUGGUAACUAUGCCGAAGUAGCCGAUAAUCUCGCGCUAAAAAUAAAUGGAAGCCCAGUUGAAUACCCACAACACUUGUCUGGUCUUCACGCAUGGCGUAAAUAUUACACCGUCCACUUACAUUCUGAGUAUGGAGUGAGUGUAUUGUGUACUACAGAUUUAAAGGUAUGCCAUUUCAACGUAAAUGGAUUUUACACAAGCAAGACACGAGGACUACUUGGCAACGGCAACGCUGAACCAUACGAUGACUUCUUGCGAGUUGAUGGGACAAUAGCCGCAGACUCAGCCGCAUUAGGUAACGAUUACGGAGUUGGAAAAUGCGCAGCAGUUUUAUUCAACAAUGACCAAGUCGAUAGCCAAAAACGAGAUGAAAUAUGUAGUGAACUAUUUGGCAUUGAGUCACCACUUGCUAUUCAUUAUAUUACCGUGGACUCUAGACCUUACCGCAAGGCGUGUGACAUCUCUCUUGCAAAAGUGGCUGAAAAGGAUAAGGAGGCAACUGCUUGUACAUUUGCCUUAGCUUAUGGUUCCGCUGUUAAGCAGAUAAACAGAUGGGUGCUUUUACCGCCGCGUUGCAUUAAAUGUGGUGGUCCUGUUGGACAGCGCGAUUUUGGAGAUGAGUUUACUGUGAAAUUACCAAACACCAAAGCGGACGUUGUAUUCGUCGUUGAUGUCAAUGUUGCACCCUCAGUUCUGUCCAAUCUAAUAGCACCUGUAGUCAAUGAAAUUCGCGAAUCACUUAGAAGCCGUGGCUUUUCAGAUGUGCAAGUCGGAGUUGUUGUAUUUGACGAAUCUAAGAGAUAUCCCGCCCUUCUUACAAGUGAUAAUGGUAAAAUCAACUACAAGGGAAACCUUGCAAAUGUUAAGCUAAAUGGAGUGAAGAACUUCUGUGACAAUUGCGUUGAGCAAAUCAUAGGAGACAAAAGAAUCCUGGAUAUUUACAAUUCACUGAAAGAAAUUUUCAAAGGCAUUGCACCUCAAGCAGAUGAAAAGGCGUUCCAAUUAGCUUUAGAUUAUCCAUUCCGGGCUGGUGCUGCAAAGAGCAUUAUCGGUGUGCGAAGUGAUUCUCUGGAAUAUAAAAAUUGGUGGAAGUUUGUUAGAGCUCAAUUGACCGGAUCCGUUACUAAGUUUGAUGGUGCGCUUCUUCAUCUUAUUGCACCAGUAAAGGCGCUUGUCUUAGAAGGAGUGCCAGCCGAAAAACUAAUCGGCUUCAACUCUCGUCUGGUAGCUACUGUAGAUGGAAAGGAUAACAAGAAGCGAACCAAGCUGCAAUUCGAUAAUGACAUGGGUAUUGAUUUUGUCCUCAAUAACGGUGGUUGGGUGUUUGCAACACAAAACUUUGAAAAGUUUAAAGAAUCGGACCAAAAGAAAAUGUUGAACCAGAUCACAUCUUCAAUUGCUGAUACUCUUUUCAAGACCGAAAUUGUUAGUGACUGUCGCUGUCAGCCGAGUCAUGGAUUGCACGGCCAACAUAAAUGCGUUAUUAAAUCAUCGACAUUUGUUGCGACCAAAAAGCCAAAAGCUGCCUAAAAUAGUUUCAAGCUUGACAUUGAUUCCCAUAUUUGUUAGAUGAAAAUUUAUCUUAAAUAUAAGUCAUCGAAAAAAAUAAUAAAAACAUAAGAACAA
Messenger RNA from Drosophila rhopaloa, 10326 nucleotides. RefSeq names its product apolipophorins-like. Gene Ontology annotation, molecular function: lipid carrier activity. Lineage: Eukaryota; Metazoa; Arthropoda; Insecta; Diptera; Drosophilidae. Gene Ontology annotation, biological process: lipid transport. The coding region runs from base 157 to 10230 and encodes 3357 amino acids. The transcript has 8 exons. The record is from RefSeq and is a predicted model, not a curated record.